Penicillium lagena is the source of this 2133-nucleotide messenger RNA. RefSeq names its product transient receptor potential ion channel family protein. The coding region runs from base 1 to 2133 and encodes 710 amino acids. NCBI's taxonomy places the organism in Eukaryota, Fungi, Ascomycota, Eurotiomycetes, Eurotiales, Aspergillaceae. Gene Ontology annotation, biological process: transmembrane transport; fungal-type cell wall biogenesis. The transcript has 3 exons. The record is from RefSeq and is a predicted model, not a curated record.
AUGAGAACUCAUCUUCUCUGGAGUGCUCUGCUCGGCCUCUUGCCUGCCGCAGCGGUAGCCUCCGAUACGUUGACCACGGCCGGAUUCGAUAUGUGCAUGGCGGACUCCGACAUUAAAGUGCAGAAAUUGGAUGUGUCCUACACGCGCUCAAACAACGAAGUGGUUUUCGAUGUGGCCGGCACCAACGACAAGGUGCAGAAUGUCACGGCCACCAUAACCGUCACGGCGUACGGCAAGCAGGUUUACACCAAGUCCUUUGAUCCAUGCCACGACGAGGUGCACGUUGCAAGAUUAUGUCCUGUUCCGUCCGGCUCCUUUUCGGCCCAGGGAAAGCUCGCCAUUCCGUCCGAAUAUGCAAGCCAAAUUCCUUCCAUUGCCUUCUCCAUUCCUGAUUUGGAUGGUCAGGCAAAGCUAGUGCUCAACUCCAAGGACAGUGACGAAGACGUCGCCUGCGUGGAGUCCCAGUUGUCCAACGGCAAGACCACCAACAUCCCUGCGGUGACCUAUGUUUCGGCGGGCAUCGCAGCCGGUGCCCUUGCACUCAGCGGACUGUCUGCCAUGGGCGCGGCGGGUCAUCCCGGCGCGCCUUCCGCCAGCCCGGGGUUCGGUGAUGUGAUGGGGUGGUUUCACACCAUGGCCACCAAUGGCAUGUUGAGUGUUAGCUAUCCCACAGUCUACAAGAGCUUCAGCAAGAACUUUGCCUGGAGUACGGGCCUGAUCCCGUGGACGGACAUGCAGAACUCCAUUGACAACUUUCGCAAAAUGACUGGAGGCAACUUGACAGACGCCAAUUUCCAGUACUUGAAGAACCUGAGCUCAUCAUCCGGCGGCUCGUCGUGGCUUAAAAGGCGGGCCCUUGACCAGGUGGUCCAAGUUGCGGACUUGGUCUCGCGUUCCAUCGAUACCUCGUUCGACGCUAGUACAAAUAAUAGCUCCUCGAGUGAUGACGGGAGUGGCCUCCACAAGGUGAUCGAUGGAAUCAAAGGCGUUUCGGAGGAGCUGAUGAUUCCUGCAGCCAAUACGUUCAUGACCGUCCUCAUGAUCUUCGCCAUUGUCAUUGCCGUCAUCGUUGUGGGCAUUCUCCUCAUCAAAGUCAUUCUGGAAAUCUGGGGGCUAUAUGGCUCUUUCCCCAAGAAACUCGCCACAUUUCGCAAUGAUUACUGGGGCUUGAUGGCGCGGACGAUCACCAACUUGAUUCUUGUUCUCUAUAGCAUCUGGGUGCUAUACUGUGUUUACCAGCUCAAGAACGGUGAUUCAUGGGCCGCCAAACUCCUCGCAGCUGUUACCCUUGCCACAUUCACGGCCAUCCUCCUCGGCUUUGGGGCUCGCAUCAUCUACAUGGCUCGCAAGUACAAGAAAGCUGAAGGUGACACCUCUGGCUUGUACGAAGACAAGGAAACAUGGCGCAAGUACAGCCUGUUCUAUGACAACUACAAGAAGGACUUUUGGUGGCUGUUUGUCCCCAUUAUUAUCUACAUGUUCGCCAAGGGAUGUAUCAUUGCUGGUGCGCAAGGUCACGGCCUGGUCCAGAGUGCGGGUCAGUUGAUUGUCGAGUCUCUCUUGUUGAUCCUGCUGGUGUGGAACCGUCCAUAUGCCACCAAAUCCUGCCUGGGAAUCAACAUCACCAUCCAAAUUGUCCGAGUCUUGUCGGUUGCUUGUGUGCUGGUCUUUGUCGAGGAACUGGGCCUGUCCCAAACCACCAAGACUGUCACUGGAAUUGUCCUCAUUGUUCUCCAAUCCGCUUUGACGGGCGUCCUUGCUAUUCUCAUUGCAAUCAAUGCUAUCAUCACAUGCUGCCGGGAGAACCCCCACACCAGAAGGAGAAAGGAAGAGGCCAAACUGAGCCGCGACAUGGACGACCUCACUCCUUUGGAUGCACGAGAGUCCCUCCUGAUCGAGCACCCACAAAAGCACGAGUAUACGGGAAUGAGCAAGUUCAACUUCACAGGACCGUACGAGCAAUACCGAGACCAGUCUCGCCGGCCCAAUUCAGCCGGCAGUAGUGACCACCUGGUGUACGCCGACUAUUCCGACAUGGGACAUGGCCGUACCUACAGCCACGAGAGUCAUCAGUCUCGUCGUAGUAUCGAAGGCCGCAACCCUACUACCCCUGGCUACGGCAUGGCGUAUUAA